AGCCUCCCUCCCCAUCCAAGUUGUCCGUUGAGUUUAUGAUCUUUUAUUUCGCGGCAAUAUAUAGUCGAAUUCGUUCCCCGGAGGUGAUCGAGGAUGGCAACGGCGGCGGCGUUCAACGUGGAGGAGGUGGUCGAGGUGCUGGAGUCGCUGACCCGGGAUGCUGGGAAGGUGCAAGAGGAGACGCUGAGGAGGAUUCUUGAGGAGAACAAGGAGACGGAGUAUCUGCAGAAAUGGGGUCUUAACGGAAGAACUGACCCCGUCAGCUUCAAGGCCUCCGUCCCUCUCGUCCUUCACAUGGACUUGGAUCCUUACAUCCAAAGGAUUGCCGAUGGGGAUGCCUCUCCCGUCCUCACUUCCAAACCUGUUACCGCCAUGUCCAUGAGCUCGGGGACAAGUCAGGGGAAGCAGAAGUAUAUACCCUUCACGGAGGCCAUGUUUAAAAGCUCACUCUUUGUACUCAGCACUUCAUUUGCAUACAGGAACAGGGAGUUCCCAAUUGGAGAAGGCAAGGUUUUGCAGUUCCUAUACAGCAGCAAGAAGGUGCAGAGCAGCAAGGGCGGGCUGCCAGCGGCUCCCGUUUCUGCUCACGUCUUCAACAGGCCAGAAUACAGUGAGAUGCUGAAGGGGAUGAGCACUCCAAGUUGCAGCCCCAGCGAGGUGAUCCACGGCCCUGAUUUCCAGGAGUCCCUGUACUGCCACCUCCUCUCCGCCCUCAUCUUCCGCCACCGAAUCCAGUUCGUCGCCUCCGUCUUCGCCCACGGCAUCAUCCUCGCCCUACGCAGGUUCGAGCAGGUGUGGGAGGAGCUCUGCGCCGACAUCCGCACAGGCGUUGUUUCCACCGCGAGGGUCUCUUCCCCCUCGGUUCGAGCUGCCAUGUCGAAGCUCCUGUCUGAGCCCGACCCGCAGUCCGCGGACGAGAUCCACCGGACGUGCAAGAGACUGAUGGAGAAGGGGUGGUCCGGACUGAUCCCCGAGCUGUUCCCCAACGCAAAGUACAUCCAUUGCAUCAUGACCGGGACGAUGCAGCCUUACGUGAAGAAGAUGAGGCAUUACGCCGGGGAGACGCCUCUGUUGAGCGCAGACUACGGGGCUUCCGAGGGAUGGGUCGGGCUGAACGUGAACCCGAGAGAUCCGCCGGAGACCGCCACGUUCGCGGUGGUCCCGAAUGUGGCCUAUUUCGAAUUCAUCCCGUUGAAAAAUAACGGCUCUCCGGAUUCGGAUUCGGCCACGGUGGGCUUAACGGAGGUUAGAGUCGGGGAGGAGUACGAAAUCGUGAUGACAAACGACACGGGAAUGUACCGGUACCGGUUGGGGGACAUUGUGAAGGUGCACGGGUUCCACAACAAGACGCCGCUGCUGCGAUACGUUUGCAGGAAAAAUGUGCUUCUAAAUAUCGACAUCGACAAGAACACGGAGGAGGAUCUCCAGCUCUCCGUGGAGGCAGCCGCGGCGAAGCUCUUAUCGUCAUCAAACAACAAGACCGAAUUGCACGACUUCACGAGCCAUAUCGACAAGUCGGCGUACCCGGGGCACUACGUCAUAUUCUGGGAACUGAGCGGGGAGGCAACUGAUGACCAGGUUCUGCAGGAAUGCUGCGAUUGCAUGGACCGCUCCUUCGCGGACAUGGGCUACGUGGUCUCCAGGAAGACGAAGACCAUCGGCCCGCUGGAGCUCAGGGUGGUGAGGGGUGGGACGUUCGGCAAGAUUCUGAGUCACUAUGUUGGUUUGGGGACUGCUGCCAACCAGUUCAAGAGUCCCAGGUUUGUUGCCGAGACAAAUGGUGCGGUUCUCGGGAUACUUGCCCACAACCUCAUCAAAUCUUUCUUUAGUUCUGCAUAUGAUUGAUCUGAUCAUGGUUGUUUGUUUGGCUUUUUUUCAUUUAUUGUUUAAAAUAAACCGUACUCCUUAUGUGGGGACGUGAUGGAUGCCAUGAACUUUUGAUGUUUUUUCUAAAUAUGUACUACCGAGUAAGUUUUAUUUUUUAUUUCAAUACUACUUCAUAAAUAAAAUAUGUCGGAGGCAAAACUAUAUACUUCAUAAUGACUUUCCCUAAAUAGCAUCACAUGUGUUUUUCUUCUCAAUGUAGCAUUUUUAGUCAUUGUGUGUUAGUCAUUAUUCAAGUAAAUAUUGGUCAUCACU
Messenger RNA from Cuscuta campestris, 2139 nucleotides. The record is from the annotation of a GenBank genome assembly. NCBI's taxonomy places the organism in Eukaryota, Viridiplantae, Streptophyta, Magnoliopsida, Solanales, Convolvulaceae.